AUGGAAUCGGGGUCUUUGAGUCUUGAUUGGAAGAAGCUGUUCGUGGGUUCGAAAUAUCAAUCUCUCGACUUCUUUUCCCCCGAGUUACGGGAUGGAGUGGCUACCGUUAAACCUCCGCCUGAGGUGAUUGAUGAAGGAAUAGAUGAUUGGAAUCAUGCUUUAGUGGGUCAAUUUAUCGGUUUGGCCCCAAGCUUUGGAUCUACAGAGCGAAUCAUUGAAAUGAUUUGGGGGAAAUCUUCGCAAGUUCUGGAAAAUGAACCUUGGCAUGUCCAGAAAAAGCCACUAAUAUUGAGGAAUUGGGUGCCUGGUAUGCAGAAGUUGAGCUUUGACCUCUCCUUUAUGCCGAUUUGGGUACAACUUUGUAAUGUCCCAUUAGAGCUUUAUUCUCAGAAGGGACUAAGUUACAUAGCUAGUGCUUUAGGUAACCCUUUGUAUAUGGACUCUAUAACGGCUUCCAAGGAGAGGCUUGAAUUUGCCAAGGUUUGUGUGGAGAUUGAAGCUGGAGGAGUUAUUCCAGAUUUUAUUCAUGUUGUUUUAAAAGAUGGGUCAUCUAGGUCCAAGUCUGGAGGAAAAAAGGAUAUUAAUACUAUAGAAUCUGGAAGUAAGGAAAUUAUGCCAGUAAAUGCUACUGUUUCUAUGGGGAUAACUGAGAUUACUAAUACUUCUAAAGAGGAGGCCAGUGAGUCUAAUGUGGAUGUUGCCAUGAAGAAUACUGUUAAUUCUUUACAGAAUCUUUCUGCUGAUAUGUCUACUACUGAGAUACAAGAAAAGACAGUUUCUAGUGAGCAUGGGAAGGCUCAUGUUGAUGAGGGUAAUGGUAUUAAUCCCUUACAGGAAGUUGUUCACUCUAGGGAUUUUUCUUCCCUUCGGGACUCUCUGAAGAAUAAGGCAAAGGGGAGGAAAAAAUAUGUUGUUGGUUCCUCAAGCAAGAUGGAAGUUGUGGCAGAUGGUCCUAGGAAAGCUCGAGUGGCUUCUAUGGGAGUGGCUAUAUUUCUUAAUGAUAUAAAGACUAAAAAGAAAGAUCAUAUUGAGAAAGCUAAGAGUAUGUGUUUCCGGAAUGUUAGGGGGAUCAACAAUCCUCUUAAACACCUGAAGGUGUUAAGGAGAUUAGAUUCUUGUAGUGUGGAUGUCUUCUACUUGAUGGAAUCUUGUAUUAUAAGGGAUAAUUCUGGUAGUUUCUCUUCUGCUCUGUCUGGUGAUUGGAACUUUGUUGAGAAUUAUGAUUUUGUUGAUGGGGGUCGACUAAUUGUUGAGAAUGAUAUUGGAUCCUCCUCCUGGGUGAUUGGUGUGGAUUUUAACAUCAUUGCUAAAGCUGAGAAGAACUCUGACUUUGAUGUCAUGAGAGUCCAUUGCACCUCUAACAUGAAGGAUUUUCAAGAAUGUUUGGAGGGCCUUGACCUUAUGGACCACCCAUUUCUUGGGCCUUUAUUCACUUGGUCCAACAAACAAGAAGGAUCUUAUUUAGCUCGUAAGUUGGACAGGGUUUUAGUUAAUGAUCAGCGGCUGCUGGAUUAUCCUGAAUCUUUUGUUGAAUUCAAAGCCCAGGGAGUUUCUGAUCAUUGCCUUGGAUUAUUAUGGACACAAAAGGGAGUUAUGACUAAGUAUCCUCUGCCUUUCAAGUUUUUCAAUUGUUGGACUGGCCAUGAAAAGUUCUUGGCCACUCGGCUGCUGGAUUAUCCUGAAUCUUUUGUUGAAUUCAAAGCCCAGGGAGUUUCUGAUCAUUGCCUUGGAUUAUUAUGGACACAAAAGGGAGUUAUGACUAAGUAUCCUCUGCCUUUUAAGUUUUUCAAUUGUUGGACUGGCCAUGAAAAGUUCUUGGCCACUGUUAGGGAUUUUUGGCAGGGUCAAUGUGGAGGAUCUGCCAUGAGCUAUCUAUUUAACAAGUUAAGAAAUCUUAAGCCUCUCCUGAAGGAGUUUAAUAAGGAGUAUUUCUCUGAUAUUUCUGGUAGAUUCAGUAACAAAAGUGCUGAAUUAGAGAAAAUCCAAAUCUUUAAUUUGGCUCAUACUGAUAAGAGGAGGAUUGAUGAUGAAAGGAGGAUUCAUGUUGAGUUAGUGGACUUGGAAGUUGCUGAAUCUGAAUUUUACAGACAAAAAGCCAAAGUACAUUGA
Messenger RNA from Hibiscus syriacus, 2109 nucleotides. RefSeq lists its product as uncharacterized. Bases 1 to 2109 code for a protein of 702 amino acids. Lineage: Eukaryota; Viridiplantae; Streptophyta; Magnoliopsida; Malvales; Malvaceae. The record is from RefSeq and is a predicted model, not a curated record. The transcript is spliced from 7 exons.